This is a messenger RNA of Cylindrotheca closterium, 708 nucleotides long. The record is from the annotation of a GenBank genome assembly. Lineage: Eukaryota; Bacillariophyta; Bacillariophyceae; Bacillariales; Bacillariaceae.
AUGGUCGACCGAGGUAUAUUCAAUGAGAAGAAAGGUAUACCCUCCUACCUUCGUCCUGACUUGAGAGAGGGCACCAAGGCCCUACCCACAGGGUUUGCUCCAGGAGGAUGGGACGUUAUCUGCCACUCAAACAAGGAGGCGGAUGAACACAUUGGCAACCGUAGAUUCGAUUUUUGCAUUAAGAAUCAUCUUGAAACUUACAACAACGCAAAAUCAAGGGCCGAGAAGUCGGCUGUGAUAAGUGACAUUGUUGUGAGCAUAAAGGAAUCGUCAGCAGCAGGGAUUGGGUUUGUACGGUAUGAUAUGGAAAGGAGGCGGUGGUAUCAGGUGAGCGACAAAAUAGCAAGAGACAAGGUGGGGAAAAACCUUAGGGCAUACAACUCCAAGAAGAAACAAAAAGACAAACCAAAACAAGACAAACCAAACGAGACGCCGCCUUCAAGUAGAACGAGGGCAAUAUCGGAAGAGUUCAUUCGAGCUCCUCUCGAGCUUCCACCGGCAAUACCCGGUGUUCCCAAUACGAUCGCCUGGACACAGAUGAGAAAAAUGGAUGGCGCUCAUACGAUAUGGUCAGAUGCGCAAUUAGCACCGCCCAACACGUCGAUUGAUAAGAUUUCGCUCAAUGACUGUUAUGAUGAAGACACUCCUAGCGACGACAAUAGUCUAAUUGACUGGUUCGAGGCGGAUGUUAAGGGAAUGAAAUCGUAG